AUGGCGAACGGAAACAUUCAAUCCAACAAUCCAACCAGAGAAAUAGUACUAUGCGCUCAAAGCAAAAUAACGAAUAGCGGGAAUUCAUUAACGGAAACGACGACUAGAGGACCCUAUUUCGAUGCAGGAUCUUCCAAGAACGUCUCAGCUUUACUCGGAAAAACCGCCUAUCUAAACUGCAGAGUUAAAAAUCUAGGAAAUCGAACGAUGUCUCCGCAGGUGUCGUGGGUGCGACACAGGGACGUGCAUCUGCUCACAGUCGGUCGUUACACCUACACCAGCGAUCAAAGAUUUAGGGCCAUCCACCAGCCGAACUCCGAGGAUUGGACGCUGCAAAUCAAGUAUCCCCAGCACAGGGAUACGGGCGUUUACGAGUGUCAAAUAUCCUCCACUCCACACCUAUCGCACUUCAUUUAUCUCACUGUAGUCGAACCGGAUACAGAGAUCGUAGGCGGACCGGAGCUCUUCAUUGAUCGAGGUAGCACUAUUAACCUCACUUGCGUCGUCCGGAAUAGUCCCGAGCCACCGGCGUACAUUUUUUGGAACCACAACGAAGGGAUCAUCAGCUACAUGAGUUCGAGAGGAGGCGUGAGCGUGUCAACGGAAAGAGGCGAAACCAGCAGGAGUGUACUGCUGAUGCAGAACGCCAAACCAUCGGACUCGGGAAGUUAUCAGUGCAACCCUUCCAAUGCCAAGCCGGCCAAUGUGACAGUACACGUUUUGAACGGUGAACAUCCAGAAGCGAUGCAACACGGGGGCAAUCAGCGUAUGGGCCCCUCUCUGGGCGCGUUGGCGUUCAUCUCCUACGUUCUGUUGGCUUACUGUUAAGUUGUAUUUUUUCCUAGACUCUUCUCCAAUUUAGUGCUCUAUUCAGCCAAUGUCGAUAAUGUGCGUGUUAAGAAAAAAAAAAUUAAAUGUUUCAGAACGUCACGUAGCGCUUUACAACGAACGAACAUUCCCCUAUUUCGCGCUGCUUUCGGAGGUGUGUGUACCUUUUUCCUUCUUCGUUUCAAAAUGCUACGUGCGCAUAACUGAUAAGAAAAAAUUACCUACUUGAAUCUUCCGAUGGAAUGGCG
Messenger RNA from Phyllotreta striolata, 1076 nucleotides. The record is from the annotation of a GenBank genome assembly. Lineage: Eukaryota; Metazoa; Arthropoda; Insecta; Coleoptera; Chrysomelidae.